ACUCCACCGGAAGCUCCCGGCCAGGCCGCCGGUAGGAGGUGGUGGAGGCGGUGCCGAGGUUGGCUGCCCUGCACCCCUGCCCCAGGACCGCAGGGUGGCUCCCUGGCCCCCUUCCUCGCCCCGAACGCCCCUCUCCAGCUCCCGCUCGCUGAGGCGGGGACUCCCCGGGCGCAACCGGGGACCUGGCACCUCGGCUGCAGAGCCCGCCCCUGGACUCACUGCCCCCAGCCCAGCCGCGGGCGCCCCGGCCCCCCAGGGGCUCAUUCCUCUUUCCGCGGGCACCGGCGCUGCCUGGCUCCCAGCGCUGAGCUCGCAACUGGAUAUGUCGAGGUGGCGACGCGACACUCCCCCGCCCUCGGGCGGGCUCACGGACCGGGUUCAGGGCUCAGCCUGCAGAGCCGGGCGGCGGGGGCUGUGCUGGCGCCGGCAGGCGCGAGGAAUCACAGAGCGGGGCGCCCAGCCUCAUCAUGGGGCGGCCCACGGAGACUUCCCAUGGGAGUGGGGUCUGGUGCAGGGGCGCCCCGAAGGACGAGUGGGAGAUGGGGACACGCGGCGCAGAGAGACUCCUCGUGGAUGGAGCCGAUGGAGGCCCAGUGUGGAAGAGAAAGGGGUCAAGGAGACGGAUAAGGAGCCACCAGAGACGCGGGGGGAAUUCCCCGCAGAGGAUGCGGGAAGCCGGGGAAAGGAAGGGAUUCCGGAAGGAAGGGCUGAGAGCCGGGUCAGGUGCUGGCAGGAGGACUGGUUGGAUAGAAACUGGGGCGGGCCCAGGGCAUUUGGCGUCCCCGACAUGCAUAUACACUUGGAGAGAUGAUUUCCUGGAGAUCCAAGUGCCUGUAUAGACAAUCUUUUCUAGAAGUUCUACCGUUAAGUGAGGAGAGAGUAGAUGUAGAAAUUGGAGACGAGAAUAAAGAGUGUUUCAAAAGCGUGCGUGGUUACAGGACUGGCUCUGGGUUCAGGAGUCCCCACUCACUAGCUGUGAGACCUUAAGCAAGUCGCUUAGCCUCUCUGUGCCUCAGUUUUCUCAUCUGUAAGUGGGGGAUGAUGAUGGCAAUACCUGCUUCACAGAGUGAAAAUUAGAUGAGAUGAUGUCUGUAAAAUUACGUAAGACAAUACCCAAAAGUAGUACUAUUUUUCCCUUUUCUUAUUAGAGCAGCUUGGGCACAUUUUGAUGUCCGUGGGAAUGAGCAGGUAGAGAGGGUGGUAUUGAGGCCGGAGGGGAGAGAAGUCUUGGGUGCCUGUUUUAUCCCAAACCAGGCGAAGGAGGGAACAGGUAGGGCUGCAGGAAAGUUUGCAGGUAUGGGGUACACAGUUAAAAGGGAGUGUCUUCUGAUAGUCUUGAUGCAGGCCUGGAGGUCGUUUGUUAUGGGGGUGGAGGUCCUGAUGUACACCGUGGCCGUAAGAUGCCGUGCUGUCUUUGCCACCAGCCUGUGGCAGCCCUGGUGUUACACCAGGGCAGGUGGGCAGUUUAAUGUAUCUCAGGUCAGAUGACCUGCCCUGCCCACCUGUUGAGGCUCCAGUAGAUAGACAUGAAAACACAGUAUAAGCAUAAUGCACCACUUGAAUCCUUUUCUCUGAGGAGCUGGAAGGCCUGUAGUCACCAUCUGAGCCAAAUGUCAUUCAAGUACUUCACUUGGGUUACACACCACACUUUGACCCACAAUCUCAUUUAGUCAUCACAACAAUUGGGUGAAAUAGGUAUUAUUGUCCCAUUUUACAGAUGCAGAAUCUGAGUUUCAGGGAAGUUAAGGACUUUGUCCCAGGGCCCACAGUUAGUAAGUGGUGGACCCAGGAUUUCAACUGAGCUCUGUCUGACCUCAAAACCCAUGAUCUGAAACCACUGUGAAAGUUUGCAAAACCUCUGUAGCAGCUGAGCAGGAUGGAAAGAUGUGUAGGGAUCGUCUUCUCCAUUUGAUAGAUGAGGCAAGAGCUGGGUACUCUGAUCUCCAUCCCAAGCACACAGAGCUUGGGGCCCCACAGCUCUGGUGUGAUUCCCACUCCACUACCAGAGGCUGUGUGACUUUGGACCAGGCAUCUUGCUUCUCUGACCCUAUAUACAGCUGCAGAAGAAUUCCUUGCAGGUUGUUGUAAGGAUUUGGAGGGAAACUGUUGCUCAGCACACAGUACACAUGCCAGGAGCCAUCGUUUCCACAGUGCACUUUUCCUGCGAACGUGGAUCUACAUCCCACUUGGCUGCUGAGACCAGCUGCUGUGAUCUUGUAUUUGUUUAGCGCUUUGUUCUCCUUGAGGCAGCCAAGUGGUGGCACCUGACCGGAGCAUGUAGCCACCUAUGACUUCCUGAGUGGGGUGGUGCAGGGAGGGCCCUGAGGAGUCUGUGGUCCUAGGCCUUGGAUUUCAUCAGGGCUUUCCUGCUCCUUCUGGUUGCCUCAGUCCCAGGCAAGAUAGGGUCCCAGAAUCUUAUAGCUCAGAGGCCACCUGUUGCAACUUCUUUUUUACAGAUGGAGUCAUCAGAACCCACUGUGAGGAAGUGACUUCUCCUUGAGGUCACCCAGACACUCAGAGCAGAGCAAAAGCGCCUAGAACUUGAAAUUUUGGACCUGCCUCCAACACCCUGGGGAUUUCCACCAGGAAGCCUUCAGUCACCAUCCAGGGGAUUUUUAUCGCCACAAAGGGUAAUUCCUGCUCCAUCCCUGCUGUGACUCAGCUGUGACGUUGAACCACACAAGCCAGAGAGAAGAAGAUAAAGUCAUCAGAGCUCCUACUCACCAGAGAGUGAGGCCCAGGCUAGGACUCCACAAGGCUAGUCCCCUGCCCUGGAGCAACUUAAACAGGCCCUCUGGCCAGCCUGGAACCCUGAGAUGGCCUCCAGCUCAGGCAGCAGCCCUCGCCCGGCCCCUGAUGAGAAUGAGUUUCCCUUUGGGUGCCCUCCCACCGUCUGCCAGGACCCAAAGGAGCCCAGGGCUCUCUGCUGUACAGGCUGUCUCUCUGAGAACCCGAGGAACGGCGAGGAUCAGAUCUGCUCCAAAUGCAGAGGGGAAGACCUCCAGUCUAUAAGCCCAGGAAGCCGUCUUCGAACUCAGGAGAAGGCUCACCCCGAGGUGGCCGAGGCUGGAGUUGGGUGCCCCUUUGCAGGUGUCGGCUGCUCCUUCAAGGGAAGCCCACAGUCUGUGCAAGAGCAUGAGGUCACCUCCCAGACCUCCCACCUAAACCUGCUGCUGGGGUUCAUGAAACAGUGGAAGGCCCGGCUGGGCUGUGGCCUGGAGUCUGGGCCCAUGGCCCUGGAGCAGAACCUGUCAGACCUGCAGCUGCAGGCAGCCGUGGAAGUGGCGGGGGACCUGGAGGUCGAUUGCUACCGGGCACCCUGCUCCGAGAGCCAGGAGGAGCUGGCCCUGCAGCACUUCAUGAAGGAGAAGCUUCUGGCUGAGCUGGAGGGGAAGCUGCGUGUGUUUGAGAAUAUUGUUGCUGUUCUCAACAAGGAGGUGGAGGCCUCCCACCUGGCCCUGGCCACCUCCAUCCACCAGAGCCAGCUGGACCGUGAGCGCAUCCUGAGCUUGGAGCAGAGGGUGGUGGAGCUGCAGCAGACCCUGGCCCAGAAAGACCAGGCCCUGGGCAAGCUGGAGCAGAGCUUGCGCCUCAUGGAGGAGGCCUCCUUCGAUGGCACCUUCCUGUGGAAGAUCACCAACGUCACCAGGCGGUGCCAUGAGUCGGCCUGUGGCAGGACCGUCAGCCUCUUCUCCCCAGCCUUCUACACUGCCAAGUAUGGCUACAAGUUGUGCCUGCGGCUGUACCUGAAUGGAGAUGGCACUGGAAAGAGGACCCACCUGUCGCUCUUCAUCGUGCUCAUGCGAGGGGAGUAUGAUGCGCUGCUGCCGUGGCCUUUCCGGAACAAGGUCACCUUCAUGCUGCUGGACCAGAACAACCGUGAGCACGCCAUUGACGCCUUCCGGCCUGACCUAAGCUCAGCAUCCUUCCAGAGGCCCCAGAGUGAAACCAAUGUGGCCAGUGGCUGCCCACUCUUCUUUCCCCUCAGCAAACUGCAGUCACCCAAGCACGCCUAUGUGAAGGACGACACGAUGUUUCUCAAGUGCAUUGUGGAGACCAGCACUUAGGGUGGGCGGGGCUCCUGAGGGAGCUCCAACUCAGACAGGAGCUAGCCAGAGGACUGUGAUGCCCUGCCCUUGGCACCCAAGACCUCAGGGCACAAAGAUGGGAGAAGGCUGGCACGAUCCAAGCAAGACUGAGGGGUCGACUUCGGGCUGGCCAUCCGGUUAGGAUGGCAGGACGUGGGCUGGGCCCACAAAGGCAAAGGGUCCAGAAAGAGACAGGCAGAGCUGCUCCCCUCUGCACAGACCAUGCGGCACCGGGAGGCCAGUGAGCCACUCCAGCCCCGAAUGUUGAGGUGGACUCUCACCAAAUGGGAAGAAAAUGGAACCAGGCCUGGAACUGUAGGACCCAAUCAGAGAAGCUCUCGGGCUAGGAAGAUCUCUGCAGGGCCUCCAGGGAGACCUGGACACAGGCCUGCCCUCUUUUUCUCCAGGGUCAGAAACAGGACCGGGUGGAAGGGAUGGGGUGCCAGUUUGAAUGUAGUCUGUCCAGGCUCGUCACUGGAGGUGAACAAGCAAACCCAGAGGGCUCCACUAGGACUUCAAAUUGGGGGUUGGAUUUGAAGACUUUUAAGGUUCCUUCCAGCCCAGAAAGUCUCUCAUUCUAGGCCUCCUGGCCCAGGUGAGUCCUAGAGCUACAGGGGUUCUGGAAACAUUCAGGAGCUUCCUGUCCUCCCAGCUCCUCACUCAUCUUCAGUAACCCCCACUGGAUUGACCUGGUCCACAGGGCACCUGCCACCCUGGGCCUGGCAGCUCAGCUUCCCCAACACACAGGAGCACACCCAGCCCCCGCAUCCUGUGCCUCCAUCAGCUAAACGCCACGUCACUUCAUGCAGGUGAAACCCAGUCACUGUGAGCUCCCAGGUGCAGCCGGAGGCACCUCAAGAAGAAGAGGAGCAUAAACUUUCCUCUUCCUGCUUGGAGGCCCCACCUUUGGUGCUUUCCAGAAUCCCGUAACACCUGAUUAACUGAGGCAUCCACUUCUCUCAGCAGACUGAUCAGGACCUCCAAGCCACUGAGCAAUGUAUAACCCCAAAGAAAUAAUUUUUAGAAUCUCUUUUGAAGUUUUCCUAAAGUGUAUGGUUUGGGAGUUGUUUGUACUGAGCCAGGUUUGAAAAGGCCAUUGCUGAGUUUGAGGUGGUGCCACCAGUUUUUCGGGUGGCAUCAGAGGCUGGCAUGCUGGCAGGAACAUCCCCUCUUAGCCCCAGUCUUCUCUUUUCUAUAAUGAGACCCACCCCAGCUUGCCUCCCUCUCUGGUUUCUCUGACCCUCAAAGGAGAUGCUACACAGGACAGACUGGAGAGAGAAGCCUGGGCAAUACUGCCCGCCUGUCAUGGCCUGGUGGUGGCCCACACCUAUCUUCUCACCUUGGAGGCCACACCCAACUUUCCAGAGACCCUGAGACAAGUCAGGACCCUACUACUCUCCCCUGCUGCUUUCCUGACAGCUUACUCUUCCUCCACCUGCUGAGCCUGUGCUAGACUCCACUCCUCAAAUCGUUAGGGUUGCUUCUGUAAAAAUGGGUCAGUAGCCCUUCCUGUUCUCUCCAGCCCAGCAUACAGGAGGAUCAAAGGAGGUGAGGGAGCACUGUGGCAUGGCAGACUCAAUGGGUCAGAAACCCAGGCCAGCUGGGCUCUAAGCCUGGCAUCCUGUCAUGCUUAGCCCUUCAGCUGAAGAUCAGGGGAAGCCUCUCCCUUGCCCUGUCCAGCUCUAGGGGUUUUCAGGAGGCCCAACCGCAAUAAUGGAGCACUAGUGCUUUUAUGUGCAAUGGUGUCAUCCAUGCACGAUGGCAGGAAACAUUCUGGGGCUGCUUUUUCUUGUUCCCACGGCUGACAAUGUGGCAGCAGACACUGUGGAGGCAGUGGAGACUGACUUCUUCCUGCUGACAGCUGGAUGUCACACGUGAAGGUCUGGCCUAGCGAGUGAUGGGUCUAGGCCCUGAAACUGAUGUCCUAGCAAUAACCUCUUGAUCCCUGCUCACCGAGUGUUGAGCCCAAGGGGGAUCUGUAGAACAGGCCCCCAUGAGAAACAGCUGUUACUCUACACUUUUGAUUGCCUAUUUCUGAUGGCAAGAAAUACAUAGUCUCUUCAAAGAGCA
Molecule: messenger RNA, 6158 nt
Organism: Pongo pygmaeus (Bornean orangutan)
Lineage: Eukaryota; Metazoa; Chordata; Mammalia; Primates; Hominidae
Gene: TRAF1
Product: TNF receptor associated factor 1
Exons: 8
Coding region: 2817-4067 (416 amino acids)
Biological process (GO): regulation of canonical NF-kappaB signal transduction; regulation of apoptotic process; signal transduction
Cellular component (GO): plasma membrane signaling receptor complex; cytoplasmic side of plasma membrane
Molecular function (GO): tumor necrosis factor receptor binding; zinc ion binding
Source: RefSeq, a predicted model, not a curated record